Molecule: messenger RNA, 1459 nt
Organism: Thrips palmi
Lineage: Eukaryota; Metazoa; Arthropoda; Insecta; Thysanoptera; Thripidae
Gene: Arr1
Product: arrestin homolog
Exons: 7
Coding region: 55-1209 (384 amino acids)
Biological process (GO): G protein-coupled receptor internalization; signal transduction
Cellular component (GO): cytoplasm
Molecular function (GO): G protein-coupled receptor binding
Source: RefSeq, a predicted model, not a curated record
GGCCAGUCCGUCGGAGUGUGUUGUGCAACGGGGAACGGCAGUGACAGUGCCAACAUGGUGGUCAACUUCAAGGUGUUCAAGAAGUGCUCCCCGAACGGCAAGGUGACGCUGUACCUGGGCAAGCGCGACUUCGUCGACCACAUCUCGGGCGUCGAACCCAUAGAUGGCGUGGUGACGGUGGACCCGGAGUACCUGCAGGGCCGCAAGGUGUUCGGCCAGGUGGUGUGCUCCUUCCGCUACGGCCGCGAGCAGGACGAGGUCAUGGGGCUCAACUUCCAGAAGGACCUGUUCCUCGCGUCCGAGCAGGUGUACCCGCCGCCCGAGAAGCUGGACAGGAACAACACGCGACUGCAGGAGCGACUGCUGAAGAAGCUGGGCCCCAACGCCGUGCCCUUCGCCUUCAACGUCCCCGCCAGCGCGCCGGCCUCGGUGAUGCUGCAGCCGGGCGCGGAGGACGAGGGCGAGCCGUGCGGCGUGCAGUACUACGUCAAGAUCUUCGUCGGCGAGACGGAGACGGACCGCAGCCAUCGAAGGAGCAGCGUGGCCAUGGGCAUCAGGAAGGUGCAGUACGCCCCCUCCAAGCAGGGCCGGCAGCCCUGCACCGUGGUGCGCAAGGACUUCAUGAUGAGCCCCGGCGAGAUGGAGCUCGAGGUGACCCUGGACAAGCAGCUGUACCACCACGGCGAGAAGAUCGCCGUCAACAUCUGCAUCCGCAACAACAGCAACAAGGUCGUGAAGAAGAUCAAGGCCAUGGUGCAGCAGGGCGUCGAUGUGGUGCUGUUCCAGAACGGCCAGUACCGCUCGUCCAUCGCGUCCAUGGAGACUCAGGAGGGCUGCCCCAUCCAGCCUGGGUCGUGCCUGCAGAAGGUCCUCUACCUCACCCCCACGCUCAGCUCCAACAAGGACCGGCGCGGCAUCGCCCUGGACGGACAGAUCAAGAGGGAGGACACCAACCUCGCGUCCUCCACACUGCUCGCCUCGCCGGACCAACGCGAUGCGUUCGGCAUAGUCGUGUCGUACUCCGUCAAGGUGAAGCUGUUCCUUGGCGCUCUGGGAGGAGAGCUCACCGCAGAGUUGCCAUUCGUGCUCAUGCACCCCAAGCCCUCGAAGGUGAGACUGGUGCACGCGGACAGCCAAGCCGACGUCGAGUGUUUCCGCCAAGACACCGUCGACUGCGCGGAUGUGGAAUUUGCGGUUCAGGCGUGUUAAUGUUUAAAUCUCAUCAUUUAUGGCCUCGAUUGACUUACUCCAAUUGCAAAGAGUGCCACAAAAUUGAAUUCACACUUUAUAUUUUUGCUACAUGUACAAUGUAAGGUAAUGCAUCUUUGAAUUUUGGAGGAAUUUUGAAAAUAAUGGAUAGGGUUUGUAUUUUAAUAUGUAUUUUUGGCAGACUGUGCAUUGAAGAGUUCCGCAAUGUGGGAUUGAAAUAAAAAUAUUAAGUAAAAUUGUUUUGGCAAAA